AUGGCUCCCUCUACGUUCAAAAAGCUCCAGGACCGCCACGUCCUCGUCAUCGGCGGCACGUCCGGGAUUGGCUAUGCCGUUGCCGAGGGGGCCCUGGCAGACGGGGCCCGCGUCACGGUGGCUUCGUCGACACAAGCCCGCAUCGACACGGCCGUCCGCACCUUGGCUGCAGAGUAUGGCCCCGCAGGAGCGGUCCAGCGCGUCCAGGGCGUCCGGUGCGACCUGGCGUCGGGGGACGUGGAGGCCCGCCUGGAGGCGCUCUUUGUCGCCGCCGUCGCCGGCCACGGCGGCCGCCCCGUCGACCACGUCGUCUACACCGCCGCCAACGGCCUGGCCAUCGGCCCGCUGGCCGACGUGACCCGCGACAGCAUCCUCGCGGGCGCCCAGAUGCGCAUGUUCGUCCCCAUCCUGCUCGCCAAAGUCGCCCAGCGCCACCUACCCAAAGCCAGCACGUCCUCCCUCACCUUCACGUCGGGCCAGGCCACGGAGCUGCCGCCGCCCGACUGGUCCGUCGUCGUCUUUUUCACGGGCGGCACGGAGGCCCUGACCAAGGGGCUGGCCAUCGACAUGGCCCCUGUGCGCGUCAACACGGUGCUGCCGGGCUUGGUCAAGACGGACUUGUGGAAGUUUUUGCCAGACGAGCAGCGCGACCAGUUCUUUGCCGACAUGGAGAAGCGUCUGCCCGUCGGCGCCAUGGGCCGUCCCGAAGACGUGGCCGAGGCCUACCUGUGGCUGAUGAAGGACCGCUUUGUGACGGGCUCCAUGGCGCAUACCAACGGCGGGGCGUUGAUUAUUUGA
This is a messenger RNA of Sporothrix schenckii 1099-18, 798 nucleotides long. Its product is annotated as oxidoreductase, short chain dehydrogenase/reductase family. Bases 1 to 798 code for a protein of 265 amino acids. The record is from RefSeq and is a predicted model, not a curated record. Gene Ontology annotation, molecular function: oxidoreductase activity. The transcript has a single exon. NCBI's taxonomy places the organism in Eukaryota, Fungi, Ascomycota, Sordariomycetes, Ophiostomatales, Ophiostomataceae.